AAAUCAAUUCAAAAGAUUUAACGAACCUGUGGAAGAUCUGCUUAUGAUUCUCAUGGUUCUGAACUUUGCUAAAGCUGUUUUGGCUUAAGAAGCUAGUUUAUCAUCUUUAGCAGAGUUAUUGAAGCAAGUUUCCUGUAAAAUAUUUAAUGUUUCUGAGAAAUCAUAAGAGGAUCUGACUUUGUUUUAUCAUGGUUCAGAACUUUGCUAAAACUUUUUUGGUUUACGAUCUUCAGCAGAGUAAAUGAGUAAGUUUCAAGGGUUUGAUAUAACUCUGAUUGCAAAAAGGAACUACCAAUCUCUAGCUUUUCUAAACUUUACUCUUUUAAUAUACGAUCACAUAUUAAAUCUCUUUUUUCAUUUCCAGGUAACUAUCGUCUGCUUGGCUCUCGUUGCUGCCAUCGAUUGUGCUCUCUUGCGUGCUCCUUUGGCUGCUCCUGUUGCCGCCGUACCCAUCAACACUGAAAUCGAUCCUCAUCCUCAGUAUGCUUUCGCCUAUAAUGUACAAGAUGCUUUGACCGGUGACAGCAAGAGCCAACAGGAAGUUAGAGAUGGUGAUGUUGUAAAGGGUUCCUACUCCGUGGUAGAUGCUGAUGGUUCUCUUCGUACUGUUUUCUAUACCGCCGAUCCCAUCAACGGUUUCAAUGCUGUAGUACAACGUGGUCCCGUACCAGUUGCUGCUCCUGUUGUAGCUGCCAGACCCGUAGUGGCUGCUAGACCUGCCGUAGCUGUACCCACCCGUUUCUUUUAAGUUAAUACAUUGAAACGUUUUAGAUGUAUGGCUUUCCUCUAUCCUUCUCUAACUAUCUUUUAAUUUAAAAUCAUUGUUAUUUUAGGUAAAUGUCAUUAUUAAUUUAAAUAUUAUUUUGUUGUUUAGUUUGUAUUUUAUUUUUUUGUUAAAUAAUAAUAAAAAAAUUAAACGAACAUCAUUUGUUUGUAUCGUAAUGGAUUUGUACGCAUGCAAAUUUCAUUUUGGUUGAGACAAUGAUUUAAGAUUGUUGAAAAAAAA
Molecule: messenger RNA, 1006 nt
Organism: Lucilia sericata (common green bottle fly)
Lineage: Eukaryota; Metazoa; Arthropoda; Insecta; Diptera; Calliphoridae
Gene: Cpr64Ab
Product: larval cuticle protein A2B
Exons: 1
Coding region: 242-748 (168 amino acids)
Cellular component (GO): extracellular matrix
Source: RefSeq, a predicted model, not a curated record